AUGUGGCAGGGCAUACAGAUCAUCAGCGACUACAAGUCAAGCAACUCCACGCCAAUGUUUGGAGAUGACACCACUGUGAUUGGCCUCAUCAGAGACAACAAUGAGACUGCCAACAGGGAGGAGGUACAGCACCUGGCCGCAUGGUGCACGGACAACAACCUGCUCCUUAACACCAUGGAACCUGAUCCUCCGGUGAAUGUGAGCGUGAUGGUAAUGGCAGACAGGAAGUUGUCUGUGGAGUGGGGUCCAUCACCCACUUGGCCGGAUCCUUUCAACUUUCUCCUUAAAUACACAAUGAAAUUCCACUGGGGCAAACCUGAGACUGCAAGAACUUCUAGCACGGGGUCUAAUAAAAUGGUUUUGAGUGGACUGGUGGCAGGAAGGACUUACUACAUCCAAAUAUCUGCAAAGGACUCCCUGGAUGAUGGACAGAGCAGUGAGUGGAGUACACCGAUAAAUGCCACCAUACCUACAGUAUCCACUGAUGUGGUAAAUCAUCAUUACACUACCUUAACCAGAAGUGUUAGAAUCGCAGUGUUUAUUGUGUCACCAAAGGAUACAUUUGUUUGACAGGCUCAAUGUGCAGAAUCUUCUAAAUAAAAAAAAUAAUGAA
Molecule: messenger RNA, 613 nt
Organism: Carassius auratus (goldfish)
Lineage: Eukaryota; Metazoa; Chordata; Actinopteri; Cypriniformes; Cyprinidae
Product: interleukin-27 subunit beta-like
Exons: 4
Coding region: 1-570 (189 amino acids)
Molecular function (GO): protein binding
Source: RefSeq, a predicted model, not a curated record